Arachis ipaensis is the source of this 1278-nucleotide messenger RNA. RefSeq lists its product as uncharacterized. Lineage: Eukaryota; Viridiplantae; Streptophyta; Magnoliopsida; Fabales; Fabaceae. Gene Ontology annotation, molecular function: protein binding. The record is from RefSeq and is a predicted model, not a curated record.
AUGGGUUGGAUGGAUUUGCCUUUGGAACUGUUGGAAUUAAUUUUCCAAAGGCUAUGUUUGGAUGAUGCCAUGAAUGGUCGUGCAACAUGCCGCUCUUGGCGAAAGGCCGCUGACGCCAUAUUUUCCUCUCAGCUUCCAUUGAUGCUCUCUCUUUCAACAUCUACAUCUUCGUACAUAAAAUCAGAUAGCAACAACUUUGGAAGCUUAUCCGCCCCAUGGAGCAACCAUGAUUCCACUGUGUUCACUGAAACAUGGCCGCAAGGAAUCAACCGUACCGAUAACAGGGUUCACUCGGUGCAGGGUUGGUUGAUGUUCAAUAUAUUUCAUUAUGUGAGCGACAAGAGCCAAACUUUCUCUGAGCUUUCAUUCUUCAACCCGUUUUCUCGUGCCAGAUUCAAGCUUCCAAAACUCUUCUUAUUUUCUGGAAAGCCGGAUUAUCAUCAAGUUCGUGUUGCAUUCAAUUCUGCACCACCGGGGUCUGAGGAGUUCGUUCUUGCUUUCUUGUGUGUGUUUAGCUAUAAAACAAAAAGAGUUCAUCAAACCAGAACAUACGAAACAAGGCUAGCUUUUAUCAAAUUCAAGCAAGGAUCAUGGAUUGAAUUGGAAACCACUGAAACCGCUGAAAUCUUCUAUGAUAUUGAAGUUCAUGGUGAUAAUAAACUGUAUGGUCUUACCGUCAAACAUAAAACAAGGGUUGUGUUCGUGUUUACCCUUAGAGAUAAUCAUCGUGAUGAUCAUGUCGUUGAACGAUUGGUUAUGCUAAAUAACUUAGAAUGUAUUUUUCCUGGCAACUUUGUUGUUAAUUAUGAAUUCUUCAGACGAAGUCAUCAGAUGGUAAUGGACACUAGCACAGGGGAGUUGUUGCUAGUUCGUCAUGAUAGAUGUGCAUCAGAUCUAAAUGGAUGUUAUGAUUCAAUUUGUACCAAGGGCUUUCGUGUUUUUAAGUUGGACAGAAGCAAUCUUAGAUGGUGUGAGGUUUUUGACAUUGGUAAUCGUUUCUUGUUCUGGGAUUACACCAAGGUGAGUCUUGUGUCAGCUAAGGGACUCAGACUUGCAGAACAGUUUAAGAGGGGAAAUUGCAUCUUUUUCUGCCAUGCAAAUACUCAUCGGGAGCAGAAAUAUCCAAUACCAGAUAUUCAAGAUCGAUUUCGAAUUAAAGAACAUGAUAUGGGUGUCUUCUUCUUGGCUGAUAGAACCAUUAGCCAUUUUUCAAUUAAUUCUUCUUUGCCGUUUUCGCUUCUGAACAUGUGGUUCAGUCCUGCUCCUUGGUUAGUUUGA